Amphibalanus amphitrite is the source of this 662-nucleotide messenger RNA. RefSeq names its product 60S ribosomal protein L27-like. Gene Ontology annotation, cellular component: ribosome; cytosolic large ribosomal subunit. Gene Ontology annotation, molecular function: structural constituent of ribosome. The coding region runs from base 203 to 613 and encodes 136 amino acids. Gene Ontology annotation, biological process: translation. The record is from RefSeq and is a predicted model, not a curated record. The transcript has 4 exons. Lineage: Eukaryota; Metazoa; Arthropoda; Thecostraca; Balanomorpha; Balanidae.
GAUUAUGGAAAAUUUUUCUGCAAUUAAAUAAGAAUUGACUACAAUAAUUUCAUUAAAAACGGCCGAAAAUUCAUCUUAACUUAGCCAUUAAUAGCUUUGCAUUUUACAAGCUCAGGUCAUAGCACAGGUGGCUUUGUGCUUUUGAAAGUGUUUUUGAGACGUGGCAACGUCCUUUUUCCGGUAACAACAAUUGCCGACAACCAUGGGGAAGAUUAUGAAAGGUGGGAAGGUGGUGAUUUUGCUGAGUGGCCGCUUUGCUGGUCGCAAGGGAAUCAUUGUCAAGAGCAACGAUGAAGGCACCACUGACAGGCCCUAUGGACACUGCCUUGUGGCUGGCAUCGACAGAUAUCCUCGCCAGGUCAGGAAGGGAAUGAGCAAGAAGAAGAUUGCUCGCCGGACGCGCAUGAAGCCUUUUGUGAGGGUUGUGAACCUGAACCACAUGAUGCCGACCCGCUACACCGUGGACAUCGGCUUCGAGAAGGAGAAGGUGAACAAGGAGACCAUCAAGAACCCCGUCAAGCGGAGGAAGGCCAAGCUGCACGUCAAGCAGGCCCUCGAGGAGAGGUACAAGACGGGAAAGAACAAGUGGUUCUUCCAGAAGCUGAAGUUCUAAGAUUCCUCUGUAUGUCGGCCUCGCGCAAAUAAAAAAAAGAAAAACCUGA